ACACUGCAACUUCAAAAGGAGAAAUAUGAAGGUGAUUGUUGACGUAGACACCGGGAUUGACGACGCCACGGCAUUGAUGCUACUGCUGUCGCGAGCUGAUGUGGAGGUGUUGGCGAUCACGUGUGUACGGGGAAAUAUAGACCUAGACAAAGUGUGCGUCAACACGCUCCGAGUCCUCAAGGAAUGUGGCAAGCAGGAUAUUCCUGUAUACAGAGGUGCAGAUCGCCCCAUCCUUGACAACGAAACGGAUGCGUCUCACUUUCACGGGGUUGACGGAAUGGGUGACGUCACGUGGUCCGAGGAGGUGGAUAUCGCAGACCUACAGUCUGAACAUGCUGUAAUGGCUAUACUAAGACUUAUCAACAAGUAUCGAGGGGAGAUAACUCUAAUUCCCCUGGGGCCUCUGACCAACAUCGCCCUUGCGUUGCGCCUGGAUCCAGACCUUGGACAGAAACUAAAGGAGGUGUUUAUCAUGGGAGGUAAUAUUGAAGCUCGUGGAAACGUCACGGUUUCGUCGGAGUUCAACUUUUAUAUCGACCCUGAAGCCGCAUACAUCUGCCUGAGUUCGCUUAAGGCCCCACUGUCUAUUAUUCCGUGGGAGGUUUGUCUGGAUACACAGAGACAGAUACCAUGGGCUGUCUACGACAAAUGGAUCGGCCUAGGCACCCCGAGAGCUAACUUCUUCAAGAAAAUCACCGAACAUUGGAUUGAGAAAGUCAAGAGCAGACGACAACCAGGUUUCCAGUCAUGUGAUCUCUUUGCCAUGACAACAGUGCUGGACAGGGAAAGCAUAUUGGACAAGGAGGCUGUUCAUGCAACUGUGGAGCUACACGGACACCUGACCCGAGGUCAAAUGGUCGUUGACUGGAAGGAUAGAAUGGGCAAUGAGCCAAAUGUGACGAUAAUUAAGAAAAUCUGUGUUGAGAAGGUGAAGCAGUUUGUACUGGACAUGCUUCAAUGAUAAUACCGCCUCAGCUAUCUUCACCAGGGUAUCCUACCCUUUGUAACACACGCAUUUUGUCACACAGCUCAAAUGUGAGAUGAAAUUGGGUUUGACGUCGCCUCCAAGAUAAUUGCACUUAUUGCACUUAUAUAGCGACGUGCAUGCACAUGUGUGUGUAUGUGUAUGGCUUUUGUAUGUUCACAAAUUCUUCACUAUUCAGCACUGCAUUACGUUACUUCAUCAUACAUAUUAAUAUACAUGGGUUGAGCGGGUAGUCGAGUGGUUAAAACGUUUGCUCGCCACACCGAAGACCCGGGUCGGAUUGUCAACAUGGGUACAAUGUGUGAGGCCCAUUCUAGUGUUUUUCCCUCAUCCAAGGGUCUUAUUAGACAGUGAGUUUUUUUAUAAUGAGUUUAAUUCUAUUGCUUGUAUCACAAUUUUUUGGAUUUAUUUUCCAGUUUGUUUUCCAAUAUAAAUAAGUUAUCUAACCUGUCACUCAGGUUCUCAGCAUCUAAUUUCACGCAGAUCGGCCUAAUUAUAAGUAAGCUGGACAAUUCCAUCACAACUGGCAAAAUCUGAGUGCAUAACAAAUGGUAUGUGUAACUUAUGGGGGACUUGUCAAAAGUCGGUGUGAUCAUUACUGUUUUCAGGGAGUGGUGGUGGAUAUAAUGCACACGCGUAUAUACACAGACGUUAUAUUAAGGUUGAAGGUUUAAA
Molecule: messenger RNA, 1660 nt
Organism: Haliotis rufescens (red abalone)
Lineage: Eukaryota; Metazoa; Mollusca; Gastropoda; Lepetellida; Haliotidae
Product: inosine-uridine preferring nucleoside hydrolase-like
Exons: 5
Coding region: 26-961 (311 amino acids)
Molecular function (GO): hydrolase activity, hydrolyzing N-glycosyl compounds
Source: RefSeq, a predicted model, not a curated record